UUUUCAUUAUAAAUACUCUAGGCAGAGAGAUCUAGAAAAAAAAUAAAUCACAAAAAAUAAAACUGUGAAAAUGUUUCAAAGUUUUGUAUUUGUAGAGGAAUCUUCAAUUAUCACAGCAAUAACUGUGAUAACUUUUUUGUUUUUAGCUUAUUUGGGUGUUUCUGAAAUUGCUGGAAAACAUCUUCAAUACUCCAAAUUUUGGAAUGUUAAUGCAGAUUCUGGUUCAUCCAGUAGUAAUUUUCUGCAGGGGAAAAUGUCUAGUAAAUUAGGGAUGUUUAUAUUGUAUGCACCAGCUUGUUUUAUGGGUUUUGCUUCAUUUUUUAUGUACCCAGAUGGUGGAACUAGGUUUAUGUUGCUUCAAUCUGCUGUUACUAUACAUUUCUUCAAAAGGGUUCUUGAGGUUCUGUUUGUUCACAAAUACAGUGGUGGGAUGAUUCUUGGAUCAGUACUCCUUAUUUCGUCCUCCUAUUUUAUGGUUGCUGCAGCCAUGAUCUACAUCCAACACUUAUCUCUACAAUAUAUGGAGCCUGAAAUCGAUCUGAAGUCUAUCGGUGUACUGAUAUUCUUAGUUGGAAUCAUUGGCAACUUUUAUCAUCAUUACCUCCUUUCCAAGCUCAGAGGCAGUAAAGAGAAAGGCUAUAAAAUUCCGCAAGGCGGCCUUUUCAGUAUGGUCAUAUGCCCUCAUUAUCUUUUCGAGAUUCUUGGCUUCGUAGGGAUCUCGUUCAUCUCCCAGACAUCGUUUUCGUUUUGCUGUGCUGUGGGUGUAGCUUUAUAUCUAUCAGCAAGGAGUAAUGUUACUAGGAAAUGGUACCUUUCUAAAUUUGAAAAUUUUCCUAAGAAUGUUAAAGCUUUGGUUCCUUUUGUUUUCUAGAGAAAAUGAUAAUUACUUUGUAUCAAAGUCCCAUCCUAUAAUAACACUUUUAUCAUGUAUGAAGUUGGGUAGCUGCAUAAAAUGUCACCUGGAAUAUAUCCGAACUUUGAUCGAAACUGCUGUAACAAUACUGAACUUUGGAAUUCUUUUUAUCCCUUGCACUAUUUAAUAGUGUAUUUUAAAGGUA
Molecule: messenger RNA, 1058 nt
Organism: Solanum pennellii
Lineage: Eukaryota; Viridiplantae; Streptophyta; Magnoliopsida; Solanales; Solanaceae
Product: very-long-chain enoyl-CoA reductase-like
Exons: 2
Coding region: 71-871 (266 amino acids)
Biological process (GO): lipid metabolic process
Molecular function (GO): oxidoreductase activity, acting on the CH-CH group of donors
Source: RefSeq, a predicted model, not a curated record